Messenger RNA from Chiloscyllium plagiosum (whitespotted bambooshark), 3288 nucleotides. It is a transcript of the gene fyb1a, whose product is annotated as FYN binding protein 1 a. The record is from RefSeq and is a predicted model, not a curated record. Gene Ontology annotation, cellular component: plasma membrane. Gene Ontology annotation, biological process: protein localization to plasma membrane; T cell receptor signaling pathway; integrin-mediated signaling pathway. Lineage: Eukaryota; Metazoa; Chordata; Chondrichthyes; Orectolobiformes; Hemiscylliidae. Gene Ontology annotation, molecular function: protein binding.
CUGGCACUGAAUGCAAACGUUGAAUGUGGUGAUCGAGCUUCCUGUAGUGCUAUUAUAGAACGACACUUCAGCAUUCAAGCAGGAAGUAAAUGAUGUAGAGAACAGAUUGAACUGUAUGGAUGUGCUGGAGCAGAGCAACCAGGGCGGACAGGAGCAACAGCACAACAUGGAUGGCAAGACCGACGUGAAGGCUCUGAUGGCGAAGUUUGGCAACAAGUCUGCGGAGGAGACAUCCUCCCUAGGCUCUCGGCCUGCCAGGUUCACUCCCCAAUCCUCACUCCAAGGGGACAAGUCCUCAGUGGCCAGCAAGGCUGCUGGAUUCGAAACCUCCGCCGCUCCCAAGUUCCAGACCCUCAGAGCGACAGGCUCCUUCAGCGAGAAAUCCAACCAGGCCGCACCCAAACCGUUCCAGGAGAAGACAGCUUUUCCCAAACCAUCAGCUUUGAAAGCUCAGUUUGAGGGACUCAACAAGGAAGCCAAUGAUUGCAAGCCUGUGUUCCCAAAGUCCACUUUGGGGGCUAAACCAUCCCUGAAUACCUUCAGUGCUCAGAAAGCCGAGAAAGACGAGAGGGCUCCUUUCCCAAAGCCUCAGACUGGACUGAGGCCUACGCUGGACUCGGCUGAUUCACAAAAGGAAAAUGAAGUCCGGCCAGGUUUUUCCAAACAGUCUCCAUUUUCCAAACCGUUGAAUCCCGUGACCUCCCAUGAAUCUAAGCCGGUUUUCCCCAAAUCCCAGUUCCCAAAGCCCCCAAAUAGCCACUCGGGCAAUGUGGGUGAAGACAGGGCCUUGAAGCCUGCAUUCUCCAAACCACCUGCAGGGCUGAAACCUUGGAAUGAAGCCAGCAGCACACAUAGAGAAAACAAGGAAGGCGUCAGCAAAGAGGAGACAAGCACUGGGAGAGGGGAUGGGGCCUUUGGUGUGAAGUCACUCAGACCCGUGAGUGAGCGAGGGAGAUUUCUCAGUCAUGGCGGAGAGGACAAGGCAUCCACAACCAACGAGAACAGGAGUGAGCCCCUGAGGCCCAGUGGCCUGAAGAACUUCCCACCAAAACCCAAACAGGAAGAGGCCUCUGCUUCGCCCCCUGGGACCAGCAAUGUCCAGAAACUGCAGAGCCAAUUCCUCAACAAGUCGCAGAGUCAAGAGACUGAGGAAAGGCCAAAGGAUCCGAAUGCCCCUAAACGGAGAGCCCUGCCCGCUCCAUGGACUCUGGGGGCCCCACCUCAAAAACCCAAAAGACCUCCAACGGUGAACUUGGACCUUUUCCACCAUCCCCACAAGAAAGAGCCCCCAGCACCCCCAGUUUCUAAUCGUCUUGCCAAUAAGCCACCACCUACAGCCGGUCCCUCAGUACCCAAUCUGCCCCCUCGCCCUCCAAUCGGCAAACCACCUGAGAUCAUCCCAACAACAGAACAGGAAGAGGACGAAAACUAUGAUGACGUCCAAAGUGUUGGGCAGCUGCCACCGCCUCUUCCGCCAAUGAAACCAGAAGAUCGCAAGAUUCAGGCAUCUUCUGUCAAUUCUGAGGAGAAAGAUGAUUCAGAUGGAGAAAUGUAUGAAGAUCUGGACAAUUACAGAUCACUGAAGGAACUGAAGGAGCAAGAGAAGAAAAGAGAGAAAGAAGAGAAACGACGACAAGAGCAAGAGAGAAAGGAGCAGAAAGAGAAAGAGAAGAGAGAGCAGGAAAUGAGGAAAAAGUUCAAGCUCUCGGGACCAAUUGAGAUCAUUCAGACCGUGAAGGUGACAAUGGACUACAGAGGUGGAAAGAACGAGCUAUCAUGUAAACAGGGCGACUGUCUGGAGAUUAUUCGCAUCACCGACAAUCCUGAAGGCAAAUGGCUAGCCAGGACAUUGGAUGGCUCCUAUGGGUACAUUAAGGUAACAUGUGUGGAUAUCAACUAUGAUGAAAUAAGGAAGAAAACAGCGACCAGGCCCACCAUGAAGCAACCAGUCGAAGACCAGGAACUCUAUGAUGAUGUUGCACCAAAUGAUGACAUAGGGAAUGGGAGUGGCAGUACUGGCGGCAGUGGGCUCUUUCCUCCUCCUCCUCCUCCUUCCACUGAUGAUAUCUAUGAUGAUGUUGAUGGUAUACCUGAAGACAUUAAACCCCGCCCUGCAUCACAGGAUGCCUCCAAGACUGGCUCCUGGUCCUGGGGACUCCUGAAGAAGAAGAAGCUGGAGAAAGACGAAAAAGACAAAAAGGGAAGAGAAAAGGAGAGCAGUGAAGCUCGGGAUGAAAACUGUGAACGGCAACUCCCAUCUAUUCCUCCACCGGCAGAACUUCCAACAGAGGGGGAGGAUGUUUAUGAUGAUGUUGGCGCUGAUGAUUUCCCUCCUCCGCCUCCUGAAUCAAGUUUGCCAAAGUCCUCAAAGCUACUAAUAACUGCAAAAGGCAAAAAGGAUGAAAAGGAUCCCAAAAAAAACAAAAAGAUGGAGAAAGAGGAAAAGGACUUCAGGAAAAAAUUUAAAUAUGAUGGAGAAAUACGAGUUCUAGGAACUGUUGAGGUUGUUCAGAACUUAACAGCAAAGAAAUGGGCCAAUCGGGAGCUGCUAGUGAAAGCAGGCGAAGUGUUGGACAUUAUACAGCACACCGACAACACAAAACUGCUUUGUCGGAAUGAAGAAGGGAAGUUUGGAUAUGUUCAAAAAAUCAACUUAGAUUUAGGAAACAAAGAAGGGGAUGGUGAAAUCUAUGAUGAUAUUGACACAGAAUGCAUCUACGAUAAUGACUGACCACAACUUAAAGGAACUGAAAGGAGCUCCCAAAAUUCAGCUCUCCCUAACUUCCUUCCACUUGUGCUGUUUAACAAUCCACAAUUUGCACCCUGCUAAGAAAAAGAAACCUGCAGAUUCUUCAGCUAUCAACAUGUUGCUUCUCAAAGACCAUCUGAAAGCUGAUUCCUCUGUCUCCACAGGGAUGAGUCCAGAAAACAAAUGAUGAUGAAGUUGCAAUAUGCAAAUGCUUUACAUUUGAAAAGAUUAUAUUUCCUUUACCAUUCUGAACCGUGGAUUUCCUUUGGAAUAAUACAUUAAAAAAUAUUUAUACGAAAGUGACCUUUUGGACUAAUCUGAUAAUAAUGGAUAUCUUUGGACAUACAGCAGGUUUAUUUUUGUUACAUUUCAUCCUGAGAAUAAUGUUUUGUACACAUGCUUUGAUAGGUUACUGCUGUUUAACUAUUCCUCAAUUCCAAUGAGUAAAAUGUACUUAGCGAGUUUUGACAAGAUUUGUAGCUCAGGUUGAGGUUCUGGAUGUAGGUUUGCUCGCUGAGCUGGGAGGUUCAUUUCAAGAU